Molecule: messenger RNA, 1877 nt
Organism: Silurus meridionalis
Lineage: Eukaryota; Metazoa; Chordata; Actinopteri; Siluriformes; Siluridae
Product: cdc42 effector protein 4-like
Exons: 2
Coding region: 432-1175 (247 amino acids)
Source: RefSeq, a predicted model, not a curated record
AAUACUGCAUGCGCAGUGUGGACUCGAGCCGUAAAUCAAUAUAACCGAGCGCACACACACACACACACACACACACACGCACGGAGGAGAAUAUAAAGUUAGUUUUUGACACUGUAUUUACUGACACUUUAAACCGGUUAUUUAAUUGUUUUCGUUUGAAGUUUGGACCGGAGACUGUGUGCGCGUGCAUAACCGUCAAUAAUAACGCGGUCCUUUUUUGGAGCUGAACCUCUGGGCAUCUGUGGUUUAGAUUUUUUUUCUGUGUGAAAAUCUUCUCACUCAUAGAAACAUAGACAGUGAUAUUUCAUGAUCUCACUUCCUGAAGGUUCCAUUCAUGAAAGCAUAAUAGAGUUGAAUAGAGCUGUACAGAAUAUCUCACCUCCUACGGGAACUCCCCUCUCAAUGUAAAGGAAGUAGUUUGUGUUGUUGCUAUGCCGAUCCUGAAGCAGCUGACCUCAUCUGGGGCAAAGCGCCGCUCCCACUCUGACCUGACAGUGAAGAUGAUUAGCGCACCGCUUGCUGAUUUCCGCCAUACAAUGCACAUUGGUCGUGGAGGUGAAGCCUUCGGAGACACGUCCUUUCUCAGAGCACCACAAGAAUUAAGCAAUCAUGUGCAUAAAAACGUCCUUCUGCAUCCCAGCAUCAAAGGCAACAAACGCUCACAGUCUGAGCGAAACUCCAAGGCUACGAGUUACAUGCUAACCGCUAACAGUGCAUGCUCUCUUCCUUAUGAGAUUGAAGAUCAGGACUUGAAGCUCCAUCUUCCACAGAGCACCUCCUUAAACUUUCUGGAAAGGAAAGGAAGAACGUCAGGGAUUGGUGGGCAGAGCUUAGAGUUGAAGGAACAGCGUUUCGGGGAGCUGAGCGAACUCCCCAUGUUCACACCAUCCUCUGGUAAAGGAAUGAAACGUUCAGAGUCCAUUCUAUCCUUCCACAUCGACCUCGGGCCCUCCAUGCUCGGAGAUGUCCUCAGUGUCAUGGAGCAGAAGCAGAAAGACCUCACAGAAAAUCAGAGGCAGGAACAGAAGGUGCCAUGUGUGUCUACAUUUAGCUCUGUAUUAAAUGGGGAGAAACCACAAAUAGCACAUGAGAUUAAGACAUGUAGCAGCAUACACAGCAUUAACAUCAAUGACAACGACUUCCUGUUCAUGGAUGAGGAUGAGAUCAGAGUAUAAAGACUAUUUCAUCCACACAUAUGAGGUGAUAUCAAAAGGUAUGGGAACCCGCUCUGUUUACAAGAAAGUACUUUAUUUAUCUAAGUUUUCACUCUGUCAUCUUCAAAAUAGUUAUCUUGUACAGUAAUACAGCGCCCCCAGUGUUCUGAAAGUCUUCUUUACAAAGCGCGUCAAGCACCUUUAGUGAUUUGCGCCUGAUCUCAAAACGGCCUUUGAACUGGAUCUUCAUCUUCUGGAAGAGGGCGAAGUCCACAGGAGUCAAAUCUUGAGUGUGAAAGUGAGACAGCGAGAAACUCGCGUGUGAGGAGCUCGGUGACGGUGCACACCUGGUCAGAAAAGCAGCUGUGGUGAGGUACGUGGUCAGAAUAGCACCAGUUGCACAGCUCCUGAUGUACACAAGCCCAUGUCUUUUGGCACACUGACUUAAGGUUCUCCCUGUGACUUGUGCUGCCAUCUGUUAGAAUGUUACAAAACUAGUUUAGAAACUUUUUGAUACCACCUCAUACAUCAAAGAGCAUCCUGACGGAAUGCACCAUCAGUCAAGCUAGACUUUUAAAUGAAGUGUGAUGUUUGGGACCAUUUAAAUCCUGGUGCACGUGCGCACACACACACACACACACACACAGACAGACAGACACACAUACAUAUACAUACACACAGACACACACAUACAUAUACAUGUUUGUGUUGAUUUGAUUUGAU